UGACAGUAUAGAAAAUAAUCUCCCUUAGUUUGUUAAAUUUCCUUUUUUCUUUAUAAUUUAAAUGGUUAUUGCUUGUGUCCCUUGAGGAAGGGCAUCUCAUUUGAUAAUUUUAUUUGGUUGAUGGGACUGAGCCAACCGAAAGAGAGUGAACAAUUCUGGAGAGAGAGAGAGAGAGUGUGCAAGUUGCUGCGGUGUGAGCUGGUGGUUGACCAGGAGGACGGUCUGCAGCGGCAGUUGUCAGCUUGACUUGUCAGGGAUAUAGAGCGUUUGGACAGUUCAUAACCGAGAGGCGUGAGAGCCGCCACCGCUGCUGCCCGAGCCGGGUGGGUGGGACACAGGGCUCCAUCACGCCGCAGCCGGAGCUGAGGCGGGCUCCGCUCCCACACGAGCUGCAGGAGGAUCCGGAGUGAGGCGUGAGGCCUACUCCGUUACCAAGGAAACCGCGGGGACAGCGGGCAUGGCGUAUUGCGGCGAUGAGCGGGUGGAAGCGGUUUACCGGACCCGGGACCCGGUGAAAAAUCUCCGGAUCCGUGUGUGGCUUCAACGGGUAACCCCAACGGCAGUCUUCACUCAACAUGUUCUGCAACCAGCAAUUCAACAUGGACAAAAUCUCAUUGAAAUGUCUACGUUUGACACCCAGUCUUCAGGCAGAAUGACAGGUGGUUAUCGGACACAUGACCAGGAGGAGGUUGUGGUGGGUUGGCAGGAGAAGCUAUUCAGUCAGUUUGAAAUUGAUCUGUUCAAGAGCGAACAUGCCUGUCAGAGUCCUUUGGACUUCCAGUAUCGCAAUGAGAUCCUGUCUUUGGAGGAAACAGAGAAGAAGAACUUCCGAAUCUUCACCUGUACUGACUUCGACCGAUAUACCAACAUGCAAGAGUAUUCUCAGUCUACGACCACAUCAGCAAAGGAGGUUCCAUCGUAUCUGGCACAAAGGAUGUCACAUGUUCGACGCAGAAGGCAGGAGCGCAGAAUGAUGGAAGGGAAGGUUCCAAGGUCACGGAUCAUUACCUGGCAGCCAACUGAGGAGUUUGUGAGGAAUAAUCAUGUCUUGAAUAACCCUGUGCAAACCAUGUAUAUUAUGGGAGACCUGGGGCCCUACGGAAAGCUGGGGAAGCGUGAGGAUGAGUAUGUACUGUGCACCAUUAAAGUGGACAACAAUGGUGUUCUAUCCAUAAGACCAGACUUCAGUGGCUCCAAACCAGCCUACAGAAUUGAGACUGAAGGAGAGAAGAAGGAUCUAUGGCUGUACACAAUUAACAACGUAUCCGUCACAGUCCAGAAGGAAGAUCAGGAAAGAGAGAAAAAUCUCUUCAAAGAUCUGUACAACAGACACAAGGAUUACCUUCAUACUUUGGUUGGAGAAGAAUUUGAAAUACCUCCCAUUGGUACUCUUCAGUUGUUUGUGAAUGGAGAAAUUGUGUCAGCUCAGGGUUUUGAAUAUGACAAUCUGUAUGUACAGUUUCUCCUUGAACUUCCAGACAAUUGGUUCUGUUCUUCAAGACAGCAGUUGUCUGGAGUGACACAGACCUGCUCUACCAAGGUCGAGGGCCGGGAGAAUGUGGCCUAUUUUUCAUAUCCUUUCAACUUUGAAAUGACCUUAAGAAGUGAGGAUCAGCCUGAGGAUACCCUGCCGCAGUGGCCUGUGCUUUACUUUGGGGUUCAUUCUUCUGAUUUCUGGCAAAGACAUCGUAUUGAGGGAUACGGGUACAUCAGAAUCCCAGACAGUCCUGGUAGCUGCACUCUGACUUGUCAGACCUGGAGACCGAUUGUCCCUGGAACUGUGGCAGAAAUGCGAAGAUUUUUUGUUGGUGGCUUCCUUGAACUUGAAGAUAUGACAUACACGCGGACCCCAAGCACAUUCAAGGGAGAGAGAUUGAGUCGAUUUGGUUUCAGAACAGAAACAACAGGAACUGUUACCGUGAGGUUUCAUUGCAUACAGCAGUGCAGAUCUUUCCUUGAUUCGAGCAUGGCAAGGAAAAAAUCACAAAAUGUUCUGGAACGUAUGGGUGGACUUUCACAUCAAGCCUCCCUCCAAUCUGUCAUAGCGGCAUUUGGGCAAGCUCAGCAACGUAUGCGUGAGGCACAAGAGAGCCUGUCAAAAGACCUGCUGCACGCAUCAUCAUUUCUGGAGUCAAAGUCAGUGGCAAAAUAAAUCAACAUCAGUUGCACUGGGCUGUGAUAUUACAGACUGAGAAAUAAAACUGACUCAUCCAGAAGACAGCAAGAUUGGAGAAACAACCCUGGGAGCAUGUAUUCUGUUUAAUUAGAGUUGGAACACUGCUGCUUGUUGGCUUUUCUAUGGUCAAAUUUUGAGUUUGCAUAUAUUUCAGCAAUGAAUGAAGUUAAGCCUCAUUGAGUCAGUUGUGGAGCCAUAGAGAGUUUCUCAGCUGAUUCUCGCUUGUACUAUUCAGUCACUUAGAAAUUGUGAUAAAUAUGGGCGACAUGUUUGAGCUCGUCAAAUAUUCAUUAACUCCUGACAGCAAUGCUAAAUACUUAUUGAAGAAUACUUAUUUUUCCAAGGCCUUAAAUUAGACACUACCGUGUAUAUAUUUGGCUACAUAUAGCUCCACAAACCAGAAGGUGUUAGCUUUGAUUCCUGUUUUUAUUUUGCUGGACUAGGUGAUUUCAUAGUAGCAAGAAGGACACUACAAAUGGCAAAGCAACUUGGAUGAAGAAGAAAAUUCAAAUGGUUCCUCCUUCAAAUUGCAGUCCAAAACCCUUUUGUAAAUGCCUAUGUACAUUUGAAUGUUGGGUGAUUAAUUUACAAUGCACUGUCUAGAACAAGAAGUCAAAUCAGAAUGCA
Messenger RNA from Chiloscyllium plagiosum (whitespotted bambooshark), 2803 nucleotides. It is a transcript of the gene mks1, whose product is annotated as MKS transition zone complex subunit 1. The record is from RefSeq and is a predicted model, not a curated record. Lineage: Eukaryota; Metazoa; Chordata; Chondrichthyes; Orectolobiformes; Hemiscylliidae. Gene Ontology annotation, cellular component: MKS complex. Gene Ontology annotation, biological process: cilium assembly.